UAAUUUUUAUUAGACUCAUAACUAUCUCAAAUAAAUAAAUAAAUGACGUAACGAAAUGGGUGGUCACCUUCGGCCGGUUGUCAAGCCAACCCAGAAUGGAAGCGGAUAUGACGUAUCGACACUAAAGAUGGCGUCAGAUUCAAACGGCUGCUGGACUAAUGUCGCUGUGGAGUUUUACUCGGGCGAUGCGAUGUUUAACGUUAACUCGAUAGAUUUAUGAACGGAGGUUGGCUUGGCGGGUUGUCGAGGCAACGCCAGGUAAGCGAACUGGGCGUGCGCCGUAACCACAGCAACGCGGCGAUGCAGACGGAGGCGGCGGAGCGCAGGAGACGACGGCCGCCUGGGGGGAGCAGGCGCAGAGCCUCCUCCAGGAGGCCCGAGGAGGAGACCGACAGGUUAAAAGACAUCAUCGGGAAACAGAAAGAACAGCAGACGGGAAGUGGGGAGGAAGAUGAGGAGAGAGAGAAGGAACAAGGGAGGAGGGAAGGAAGAGAGGGAGGAGGACAGAGGGGCCCGAGGAGAGAGAGGAGCAAGAGGGCGGAGUCAGGAGGUGAAGAAGACAACCGGUCUGGGGGGAGGAGGUGGAGAGUCCAUCAGCUGGAGAGAGAAAGACUGGAGCUGACGUCCUGCCACAACCAGGAGGUGUGCCAGCUGCAGGCCCAGCUGACCUGUCUCAGGUCCCUGGUGGAGCGAGGAGAAGCUCAGCGGGUGGAGCUUGAGUAUCAGCUGACGCUGAGCCAGCGAGACUCCGCCCGAGCCUCCGAGCUCACCGAGCGAGCAGCAGAGCUCCAGCGGGAGGUCCAAGAGGUGAGGAAAACUCUGGAGAUCACGCGGCGGAGCAGAGACGAGGACCAGCAUGCUUUGCAGCAGGAGGUGGAGGAGCAUGACACACUGAUCCAAAGCUUCAGCUCGGAGAACCAACGACUGCAUCGACUACUGCAGGUCACACACACACACACACACACACACACACACACACACACACAGUCACACACAGUCACGAUUUAUUUUGUAUCUUCGAUAAAAAUCUCUCCCCUCCAGGAUCAAGAGGAGGUUCUUAAGGAGUCGGAGAGGAGGAUGGUGGAGCUGCAGAAGGAGAAGGACGAGGAGGCCGAGGUGAACAGACGACUCUCCGGCGAGCUGAAAUACCUGGCAGAGAGAGAGGAGAGGAGCAGGAGGGAGAAGGAGGUGAUGGAUCAGCGGGUGAAGUCUCUGGAGGCGAGUGUGGAGGCGGAGCGAGCAGCUCACCUGGAGUCCAAGUUCAACUCGGAGAUCGUCCAGCUAAGGGGGCGGGACUUGGAGGCGGCGCUGGCGGCGGAGCGGUCCGGCCAGCAGGAGGCGCAGCGCGGGCUGGAGUCCCUGAGGGCUCAGCUCGGGGAGAAGGAGGCGGCGUUGGGCCGCGAGAGGGAGCGGAGCGGCGGGGCGGAGCGCGGCCUGCAGCGGCUGCAGAAGGAGUACGAGCGGUGCAAGUCUGACCUGAGCGUUGCCUUGGAGACGGAGAGGAGGUCGACCUCUGACCUCACAGAGCGGCUAGAGGAGGAGAAGAGACAGCACAACCACACACACACACUGCUGCAGCAGGAAGCUGAGAGACGCAGAGACGCAGAGGAACGUUUGAAAAGCUUGAGAGACGCGCUGCAACAACACAACUCCACAGGCACCGGCCCUCCUGCAAUGCAUGAUGGGAGCCGUGGCCCCCCUGCAGACCUGGCCCAGCUGCUGGAGGCCACGCUGCAGGGACAGCGGCUCAGACUGGAGGGGGCGGAGCAACAGGUCCAGGAUCUGCGGCUGGAGAACCAGACCCUCCAACGGCUGACCUCGGAUCAGAGCCGACGGCUGGAGGAGUCUCAGCAGGCCUCCCUCACUCUGGAGGAGGAGGUGACACGCCUUCGCACCGAGAGCUCUGAUUGGUCCAUGCUGAGCAGAGGUCUGCAGGCCCAGCUGGAGAGAGAGAGGGAGAAGGAGAGGGAGAGGGGGGAGAAGGAGAGGGAGAGGGAGGAGAACCAGAGGGAGAAGGAGAGAGAGAGGGAGGAGACAACGUCAGAGAUCCAGAAGAUAACUGAUUACUACCAGAAAGAGUCAAAGGCCCAUCUCUCCUUCCUCCACCUCCUCUACCAGCACCUCCUGGCCGGCUGUGUCCUCCUGGAUCAGCCCCAUAGCAUGCUGGGAGAUUUCACCUGGGAGGAGCUGUGUGAGGUCGUCACGGAGCAGGUGGACCAGCUGACCUCUGACCUCCGCAGGGCCGACACCAAGAUCGCCCAGCUGCAGAGCGUGUGCGACCAGAAGAGUGUGUGUGUGCGUGAGCUGCAGCGCAGUCAGGAGGGUGUGUUGUCCCGUCUGGAGGAGAGCACGAGGAGCCAGGAGGAGGCGUGGAGCCGCCGACACACACACCUGCAGGAGGAGCUGCAGCUGUGUCGCUCCCAGUGCGACUCCCUCCGCGGCCGCGCCUCCUCCCUGGAGCGCCGCGUCUCCUCGCUGACCUCCGACGUGUCGCGUGGCCGCGGGGAGUCGGCCUCCUUCCUAGCGGCGUGCGCCCUGCUGGGCGGCGCGCUGGCUCACGCACGCCGCCGCCUCCGGGCGCUCGGACAGCAGAAGGCGCUGCUGUGCAGGCGACUGGCGGAGAGGGAGGUGCUGGAGGAGGAGGUGAGGAGGCUGGCCCAAGCUCUUGGAGGCGAGGAGGAGCAGGAUGAGGAGGAGGAGGAGGGGAGGAGGAGGAGGAGGAGGAGGGCGGCGGCGGGGCGGUGGAGGAGGGCCGUGUGCGCGGUGCUGGCGGCGGGGAGGUGCAGCGCACUGGGUCGACGCACCGCGGUGCUCUUCAGGCUCGAGGCGGGCGAGUGCGUCACCAUGGCAACAGGGAAGGGUCGAGAGGCAGAACGCUCAGGUAAAGACGAGGUCGGAGGUCGUGAGGGGGCGUGUGCUCGCUGGCUGCGCUCUAAAAGCCUCUCCUCCCUCAUUCUGUCCUCCAUGUGCGACCUGCAGGGGGCGCUGACACACACUGGCUCCGCCCCUCCGGACUUGAUGACAGCCGCUCGCUCCGCGUUGUCCCGCCUCCUGGAGGGCCUUCCCGACCAACCGGAUGCAGCGGCGUCCGAGGACUCGCUGAUUGGUCGGCUGAGGGUCGGACUCAUCGGACGGACGCCUCCUCGGCCAAAUACAAAGGCCCUAGUGUCCACCCUCCAGCAGCACUUCCUGCUCUUCAGCCAACGGCUGCACUCAGCCGAGGUGGAGAGGCGGAGCCUGAGGUUGGAGGUGGCCAAUCUGAAGAGAGGACGGCGGCAGGAGAAAGAGCUCACCUGCAGGACGGUCCCGGUGAAGCGGUUCCACAGUGUGUGUGUGGAGCUCCGUCAGGCGCUGAGCAGGGAGCAGGAGGCCCAGGCUCUCAUCCAGGAGCAGACGGAGAAGCUCCACGAGCUGCAGCUCCGAGUGGACGCGCACAGCGACACACAGCGCACACUGAGCCUCACCUGUCAGUCUCUGACGGAGGCUCGGAAGGAGGUGAGUCGGAAGGAGCGCUCGCUGAGGAUUCUGGGUAAGCACCUGUUGGGGGUUCAGAGGGAGAGGAGGCAGCUGGAGGACGAGCUGAGCAACGUCGCCAGACGCAGAGAGUACCUGAUCGGCAGCAUGGCGGCCGCAGAGACGACCUACAGCGAGGUCAGAGACAGUCUCCUCCAAUCACGUCGCUCGCCGUCGGCCCCGCCCCGCCCCCCGCCGUUACCCAUGGAACACCUGGACUCCAGCGGAGCGGAGAGCAUCAUGGGAGCUCCCGAGGUGGCGGCGUGCCGCAGUCUGCUCUCCUCCGCCGCUCAGCUCUAUCACACCUGCAGCUCCAGGAUCGACUGGCUGCAGCAGGAAGUCUCCACCUACCGGGGUCACGUGACCGCGCUGCGCGGCGAGCUGCAGGACGUGUGUCUCCGUGACAACCUCGCCUACGUCCCCGUGGCUGAAUUUCCUGAAAGCUUUCCAUUCGCUGACGUCGGAGUCCCUCAACGCAUCCCCGUCUCUGAUUUGUCGAAGGGUCUGCCUGUUGGCUUAAGCCCCGCCCCACCAGGGCAAAGCCCGGCUCCGCCCCUCUCAGAACCCAAAAUGAGGGAAAGGAAAGCCACGAAGAAGAGUCAGAGGAGGCAGGAAGGAGAUGUAGGAGUUCCACAUGUCUGCUGAUCAGUGUGUGUCUGUGUGUGUGUGUGUGUGUGUGUGUGACUCACCAGCGGCUGGUUUCACCUCCACUGAAAUCUUUGUGCUGUUGUUGUGUUGUUUCAAAUAAAGCGUCUUGUUCCACAUACUUGCUGUCUUAAUACAAUAAUAUUGAUAACAACAACGUUUAAUAACGUGUGUACAUUGUGUUUUACUUCACACAUAACACUCACAUAACUGUGUGAUAUCACUCACUCUUGGUUCCCGGGUGUUGCCAUGGUUACCGGUGUUCAGGUGAAGU
Pungitius pungitius (ninespine stickleback) is the source of this 4432-nucleotide messenger RNA. RefSeq names its product coiled-coil domain-containing protein 171-like. NCBI's taxonomy places the organism in Eukaryota, Metazoa, Chordata, Actinopteri, Perciformes, Gasterosteidae. The record is from RefSeq and is a predicted model, not a curated record. The transcript has 22 exons. Bases 217 to 4158 code for a protein of 1313 amino acids.